AUGGUGCGCCAAUCGAAGAAACUGACUGACUGUCCGGAAAAUCUCCGGGAGUCCAUCGACUGGUUGAUCCAGGUUAAGCAUGGGAAUGGUGGUGGCCUUGAUAAGUUAGCUGAAGCUUUGAAAAGGUUGAUUCAAAAAGCUAUUGAUGAUGCUACUAGUAGUCUUGAAAAGAGGAAAAAGGAGCUUGAAUGCCCAGAAAAAUCAUCUUCUGAGGAGUCCUUUUGUCAGUCCAAGCAGGAUGAAAUUGAUAAGCUUAAUGGUGAUGAAUCUAAAAAAUCCAAAAUGGAAUCCGACUUAAAGAAACAUUACAAUGAAGUACAUUACCUGACUCAGGAUGCCAGACAAUGUGCUUUGAAUGAUAUUGAUGCCCGCCGUGUCUCUCUUGGUACGCUUGCUGGACAGUUUUCGGGAUUUAUUGGCGGUGGACAGGAAGUCAAAGAUGCGAUUUUGCAUGGUUUACACAGCAAUGUAAAUCAGCUUAUUAAGCGUUUACAGGCAUCCUGCGGGGACAAGGGGUGUUGUAAGACUAAAACGACUGAAAUUGAGAAAAUUAAUAAGAAAGUUGAAAGCUCUGAUGAAAAUGAUGUUGAAACGCAAUUCAAUGACCUUCAACAUAAAUUAAGUGAGAUAGAAAAGGAAAUUGCUGAAAACAUUAACAAGCUUAAUACUACAAUUCAGCGUCUUGAGAGUGAAAAGGCUGCUAAAAAAGAUGCUCUCUCUGAGAAGGAUUCUAAAUCCCUUAACUCUCAUAAUGCCUCCAAGAAGUCUCUUGAUACACUGCAGAAGCUUUGUGGAUAUGCUAACAAAAUUCCAUCUUCACAAAAUAAUCCACGUGAUUUACUUGAUAAGUUGUGCACAGGUAUCCAAACAUUCUUAGGGUACGAUAAUAAAUCCAACGGCUACACCGGCUCCGGCAUCGUGUACUCCGACCUUGACAGGCUUUGUGACGGGGUGAUGGCGUUCUUGCACGGUGUUCUCAGUGCAGCGAAGGAGAAUGAGAAUGUUACGAAAUAUGAUAAUAAUGGUGAUAAACUUGUUGAAGUUCUUAAGGGACUUGAAACCUCCAUAGGUAAGGGGUCUGGCGCAUUUGGUCCGCAGGUUACUGCGGUGAGUGGGUGGCUUGGGAGGUAUGAGAGUGAGGUGAACAAGAAAUGCGAAGCAGUAACAAACGGAAUAAAUGCACUGAGUGAUAAUUUGUCGAAAGGAUAUUCCAACGUUGUAGACUCUAAAAAGGUCGAUAGCCUUAAAGAUCAGUUGGCGUCAUGGGAGUCUACGGUGUCAGACAUUUCACGAGAGGUUAAGAAUAUUGAAGAAGAUAAAGUUAGUGAGCUUGAUAAGGCGUUAAAGGAGAGAGUAAUGGGUGAGAUGAAGGUGGUUAAAAAGGCGGUUGGGAUGCUGCUUGGGGCGGCUGGGGAGGAUGGGCUUGAAAAGCAAGUGCAAACUGUAGAUAAAACGUUGGAGAGGACAAAAAAUGAAAUCAAGAGAGACAUUAAAGAAAAGUUUAGUAAAAUCGAUGAGAGUGUUAGGAAGUUGGGAGGUACAAAAAAUAAACAAAUUGGGCAUCUCAAUGAUCGCUUGAAAGAUGCUAGGGAUUUUUUGGAUAGAUAUAAUCAGGAUUAUAAGACUGAGAUUGAAAGGUUGUUUACUCAGUUGCAUGGUAGGAUGAACAAUAUAAAUCCUCAUCAUCCCGAUCCCGCUGGAAAAGAAUCAGAACUAAAGAAGAAAUUCACUGCGGUAACCGAAGCGGUUGAUGGGAUUGAGAAGGCGUAUAAGGAUAAAUUCGCAGAUGUGAAGAAGAAAGUUGAUGCAGCAGUUGACCAGGCAUUGGAGAAGGAUAUGCAGCAUAGUCUUGACAAAUUGGAUGACCAUAUAAGAACUGAUUUGGAAGGCUUGAGAAAUAGCAUUAAGUUGAAGUUGGAGGCGUUUGCUGGCAGUUUGGGAACGAAGAUUAAGGAGGCGGCGAAAUUAGCGAAGGGCAGCGGUAGGGAGAUGAGGGUCUUAAAACCCUUAUUAGUCAGUUUGGAAGUGGCGGAUCGGCGGAACCGUUUACGCAGAAACUAUGCUGUUGGUGGUACAAUAGAAGGUGUUUUGUAUAAUCUUCGGAGACUGGAAGAAGUAUCGUCCGGUACAGCCGUCUAUGCCGAGCUCCUCGCCACUGUUCGCAAAUCACUGUAUGCGGCCAUUGACAAGGUUCUAAAGGGGGUUAUCAUGGAUCCUAAAAGUAUUAUAAAAUUUGAUACUGCUUUCAUGUCAAAUUAUUAUAAAGAGACGAAGAAGGAGGACGGUACAGGCAUCGGUACGUUCCGAGGUUUGAUUAUGACUAUUAAGAGCGAAUUUGGUAAGGGCAUUGAGAGACCAGAUCCUAAUGGAGAUGUAUCCGUGGAUCCUACGAAGUUUGAAUCACAGUUCAAUUACAAGACAGACGAUGGCCAGGGUGCUAAGGACAAGUACGACCAAGCCAAACAAGCAAUAAGUCCUACUAUUAUCGACGAACUUGAAGCCCUUCCACAGCAAGUUGACGCAAAGAGGAAGGAAGCGGUGGAAAGAAUGAGUGCGCUGUAUACUGAACUCAACAACAAAUUCAAUUAUAUUUAUGAGCUUGUGCAUAAGGCAAGUGGUGCUAUAGAUAUCUCCAUCACAUCCCUCCAAUCCACCCUAAAUUCAUCCCAAGAAGCAUGCUUAACAUCCGUCUCCCAAGCCUUCCAAACCCUCACCACCGAAGUCCGCGCUCUCUUCGCUCAGGGCCACAAAGCCGACCUGGCGGCGCUCAAAACACUUGUCGACGGGCAAAAAGGGGAGAUUGAUGGUAUUAUAUUUAAUGACAAAAUAAGUGGAAUUAAAGGAUUGUUGAGUGCUUUGAAUACGCAUAAUGAUAAGAUUUCCAGGAUUCCCGUUGGUGAAUUUAAAUAUGCCGCUGAAAAAUCCAAGCAUUAUUUAGACGCCAUUCUCGAUUACAUUAGGUUGCAGGUGCGUACGCCUGCCAAGGCGCCGGGACAGGAUCCAGAACUCAGCGAUGAGUCUAAGAAGGUGUGGAAUGUCAGCGUCAGACUGGACGCCUUGCUAAACUACCUUAAAGACGACAAGCCACAUCCCGAUGACCCUACCGGCAAACGCAUUUACACCUUUGACCAUCAGUCUGGCAAUCUACUCGCCUCACUCACUUUCGCAGUUGACAACUUAACAUCUCCCAACUUCCACGGCUUCCACAACCCGCUGCUCCUCGACGCCAUCAGGUCCGGCAUGCACAAAUUCACCGAGCAACUCGGCCACGCGUACGUGAAUAAGUAUAGCGGUCAAAAACGUGCGGAUGACUGGGUGGAAACAAAACAAAGUGCUGAUAAGAAAACCACUGAAACCCAGUUAACCACCGAGGGCCGCAACUGCGCCAAGGUCUGCCUGACCAUACUGGAGACGUUGAAUACUAAUCUUGGUUGGUUGAGGAAGGCAUGUAAAAAAUAUAAUAACGCGCAAAUCAAUUUAGCCAAUGGCAAUAAACUCGGUGCAUUCUUCCAACAUUGGGGAUAUAUACUCUCCGAAGAGAGCAAACAAAAUGGUGAAGUGAAAAAUCACCAGGACCGUAACGGCCAGUAUAUAUAUAAUCUCCUCACCAAGGAGGUUGAUAAAGCUGGCGAAAAACACAAACUUGUCAGCGAAGAUGACGACAACAAAGUGAACAAGGAUAAACAUGGUCUCAUGAGAAAGCUCCACGCCCAUCUUGGAGCAUAUUACAAGGUAUGCCACCAUGAGCAUAUCGACAAGCCAAAAGCUCCAUCCAACAUAUAUCAGAUGUUACAGUGGCUCCUCGGGUUAUACUUUGAUCCGAUAUAUGAUGAACUGAAGAAUUACAUUGAGGAAUUGUUUACGGGCCUCAAAGAAGAGUAUAGCUUAAACACUGAAGCAUUAGAAGUCGCCGUGCCAGACAAAAAGAAAGAUCCAAUUAAAUCACCUCUCGACGCCAUCCAGCUUAUCGAAGCACUUCGCAAGGUCUGCUUGUACUCCGAAGACACUCUGGCUGCCAUCCUCGGUCGCGGCCACGAGGAGGGGCGAUAUGCCGUUGACUUUUUCACCAACCAAGAUAAAUUAAACUAUCCCAACAGCGCCGCAUCGUGUUUUGAUAUGCUUGUAGAUAUACUGAGUAGAGUGUAUCAUCAACUUAAUUUCCUAUAUACCCAGUGUCGUAACGGCCCCAGUAGUAGCGGUUGGCAAGAAUGCUGGUACGGCCGGUCGGUCGGCGGUUCAUCAUGGAACUGCAAUACCUUUCAAUGUCCUGACCAAACGUGUAAGCAAAAGCACGACCAAAAGGCCGGCCAACAUUACGAGUGCGGUAUAAAAUCGCCUCUCCAAUCAUAUCUGGAAGAUGGUCUUCCUGGCUUUCUGCCGCAUUCAUUCAAAACGCCAGGUUGUAAAUUGACGUGUACAUUAAGUAAUCACAGAGGUCUUCCUUGUAAAACCCCUAUGGGUUUCUCCGACAUAAGUGUUACUGCCUCUCAUACACAAAAUGGUGAAUAUCUCAGGCGAGCGCUGCACGAUUUCUGCGGUCCAGAUUCUAAUCUCAAUAAGCUGUGUAGUAUGCUCACGUGCGUCCUCCGCCGACCACCUCAAACGUUGGGGGACAUAUUUGCCUUUUACCAUAAGUUCCUUGAAAACUGGGAAGGAGGCCCGAAGAAGGUUAAAACUUUAAUCCAACAUAAGCACGAUGCAUUUAGUUAUGCGGUUAACGAAGCAUAUUUCGGUGAGAAAUAUGCCGACUUGGAUAUUACUCCCGUGUUCGGCAGCAGUAGCCACUAUGACGGGAACUCCACGCAUCCGAAAGGUGAUUUGUUUAGUCUUGUUAGUUGCCAACCACAUGCAAAUCCUGUACACCCCUGUGGUCGAUAUUUGCAGUCGUUGGACGAUGACAUCAGGGUUAUGUAUUCGGAUAAGCACGCCAAACACUAUCUUUCAUGGAUCAUAUAUACAACAGAAACGCUUUAUGAUUUGCUUAAGAAAUUAUAUAAGGAAUGUUGCGAUAAAUGUGACAAAAAAGGGACCAAAUGCCAUAAGAGCUGUGAUGAGAAAUGUGCCGUGAAAUUGGCUUACGAAGCUGCAAAAUCCGACACUCAAAAAGCAACAUCUACAGCAGCCAGAGAUGUAUCACAUGAAAAAUCAUGCCACUCCAUCGUCAAGUGCGCCAAUAUGCAUCCAACAUUAUACGCAUACGGAUUCACCUUUGGCAGCCCACACGAAUUGGGCGGUGCCGAAGACGUACAAACGAGACGCACGUGUAAGGAUUUGUGCAACACAUUGAUGGGAGUUAUCAGCGAUAAAGAAACAGACAACGCUCCACUCGCCAAAUUAAUAUACGUUACUAUUCCAGAAUAUAUAUGGGCAAUACGCACACCCUUCUCAUAUUUAUUACUCGCCCUCUGGUCGCUGUCGCUCCUGUACCUGCUGCACAUUACCGUCGUCCGCCUCGACGUCCUGAGGAUACGCUCCCACCUGCGCUCGCCCUCGUCGCACCGCAUCUCCGCGCAGUCACUUUUCGCAGCGGCGCGCAUCAACUCACUUGGGAUGCUGAGAUACUUCUCGCCGUGA
Molecule: messenger RNA, 5574 nt
Organism: Babesia ovata
Lineage: Eukaryota; Apicomplexa; Aconoidasida; Piroplasmida; Babesiidae
Exons: 2
Coding region: 1-5574 (1857 amino acids)
Source: RefSeq, a predicted model, not a curated record